Wickerhamiella sorbophila is the source of this 588-nucleotide messenger RNA. RefSeq lists its product as uncharacterized. NCBI's taxonomy places the organism in Eukaryota, Fungi, Ascomycota, Dipodascomycetes, Dipodascales, Trichomonascaceae. Bases 1 to 588 code for a protein of 195 amino acids. The record is from RefSeq and is a predicted model, not a curated record. The transcript has a single exon.
AUGUCAACUGCCGAAAUUGCGGAAAUCAAAGCUCAAAUCAAAAAGAUGCAGAACGUCAUUGCGAUGACCGGACGGCAGAUUGUGGAGCUACAGCUCGAUAGUACCCGUCGUAGAAAUGAGGAUGUUGAUCGCCGCACGAAGGAGCUGAGGGGCGAGCCCGCAGUUGCUAGCUCUGCAGAAAACACUGGCGACUAUGCGACGAACUCUGAUAUUGUUGAGCUUGUCCAGGAGCUCCAGGAUCAGUUGGACAUUCUUGACGAGCGAAGUAUUCGCCGCACUAUCAACUCGCGAGCCGGCAAGUCAACACCAAUCGUCUCUCUACCAUCGAUUGCUAACGAAUACCCCGACGCCUUCCCGCACACACUACUUGAUUUUGCAGAGAUUGGCACUAGUGAGAUUGAACGACUUGCGCGUUUUUACGAAUUGCUCCCCCCAGAUGCUGUAGAAAUGGAAGAGUUGCUCCAGAAAGUGUCCAUGACAGCCGCCGAGGCUGGAGUCUCUCAGACCUCACCCGAGGUUACAGAGAGUGACGGCGUUGAACACUUCAAUAAGCUUGCACGUUUUUUGGGACUGCCCCUUACAAGAUGA